AAUCUACAUUACGGUACAACAUGGGCGCUGCAUCCAUGAGCUGCCAGUGAAGCUUGUUGGGAUAACUCUGUGUUUCUCUGGUCUGUGUUACACCAGCAAUCACAAUGAUAACUCCAGCGUUUGACCUGAGCCAAGAUCCAGAGUACCUGAUCCUCAGCAUCCGUGUGCCCUACACCAGAACAUCAGAGUUCGACCUGUUUAUUGAGGGCACAGAUUUCAAGUUCUACGCCAAGCCCUACUUUCUCAGAUUAUCUCUUCCUGGACGAGUAGUGGAGGAUGGGAGAGAAAAGGCCAAAUUUGACAUUGAUAAAGGUCUGUUCACUGUCUGGGUCCCUAAGGAGACGACAGGAGAACACUUUGAAGGACUUCAGAUGCUGACCAGCCUGCUUGCUCCUAAAGGCGCCCGCUCAGCAAAACCUCUGAUAGAGGACGUGAGCACAGGAUGCAGUGAAGGCGCUGGAGAAGCUGAUGAGGAGGAAGACGAGGAAGACUUUGACUGGCAGGUGGAGCAGGAGGUGUAUAAGGAGAAAUCUGAGGAGGAGCUGGGGGCCCUGCAGCAGUAUGGCUUCGGGAAUCAGAGGUCUGGAGUGUUUGCACGAUUACAGGAGGAGCUGACCGACGUGAUUGAUGUCAAGAACCCAGAAGGAGCGACGGCAGCAGAGAGGAGGCGGGGACGGCAGGAUGUAGAGGCGUCUGAUUUUUCUCCUGACCAUUACCUGGCCGAUUUGUUUGAGGAUGAGGAGAUCAAAAGGCUGCUGAAGUUCAGUCCAUGGUGGGCAAAGCUGAGUCCUUCUACAGAGCAGGAGAAGGAGGCUGCUGUGUCAUUCACCGACGGCGAGAAGGAGCAGCUGAGGAAAUUCACAAACCGCUCCUACCUGCUGGACAAGACGUCCCGCAACCAAGUGUGGCUGAGCCUCGUGGACAUCCUGCUGGCUUAUUCCUAUGAAGUGCGCUCUACAGAGGGAGAGCACAAUGUAGAGUCACCGUGGACGAUCAGAAAACUCAGCGGGACUCUCUGCUGGCUGGAGACAUACAGCUCCCUGCAGGAUGUCCUGGUGUCGUUCGGACGGAGGGUGCUGUGCUACCCGCUCUACAGACACUUUUCCAUGGUGUCUGCGGCCGUUCGGGACACGACUAAGAUACUGCUGGCAGGGAAAGCCGGUGUCCUCAAAUGCCUGCUAGAUAUUCACAAAGUGUUCCGAGAGAACGACCCGGCCUACAUCCUGAACGAUCUGUACGUCACAGACUACUGCACCUGGAUCCAGAGGGUCAAGUCCAAGAAGAUGUCAGCGUUGGCCGCGACGUUGCAAAAAGCCUCCCUGCAGAAAAAAGACUUGGAGCUGGAACUGGAGGAGCUGGAGGAGGCGGCGAAGAUGGUGGCAGAGGAAGAAUCCCACAGUGACAGCAGCAGCUCGUCCAGUGACAGCAGCAGUAGCAGCAGCAGCAGCAGCAGUAGCGACUCCUCGGAUGAGAGCGAGGAAUCUGAGGCUGAGGGAGGAGGAGGGGGAGGAGGAGGAGAGAUGUCUAAGGACAACCCUCCACAGUCCCAACACAUCCCAGCUGCCACUCCCCUCCCCCAACACAGCACACUCCUCUCAGCGGAGGAUAAGGUGAACGCCCUCCCCUCAGCCUCAGAAGGAUCCAGACAGCUGAUCCAGGAGCUGGGGGAACGGGUGACAGAGGAGCUGAAAAUCUCGGAAGACUCUACAGCGUGUUCACGGGCGAACGGCAACGGCGCAACGAAACCAGAAGCAACAUCUGCGAGGAGCAUCAGCGGGAUUUUGUUAGAGCCGAGUCCUCGCAGAAACCCUCUGCUCAUCGUCCAGACUCAGGAGGAUCUGAAGUGACUUCCUCAUGGCUCACCUGAGAGACACUUUUUGAACUGAUGGCUUAUUGUAAGGGAUGUAAGAAUGUGCGAUCUUAUUUCUAUAUUAUCUUUGGAGCUCGUUAAGAGGACCUUAAUGUCUACAAUGAAUAGAUUUCUCUUGAGUUUUUGAGCUUGCUAAUCCUCCAUUAAAAUCCUUUUUUCAUAAUGAUAUAUUUUUUUUAAUGAGCAAGUAGGCUUUGAGUUCUCAUUUCAUUAAAGGAUAGUAAAGGAAUUAGAGGCAGUCUUCUUUUUUUCCUCUGUUUUGCCAUGUGGAAAUCUGCAAUUAGUGACAGAAAGAAACACUUAUUUUGGUCUUUAAAGUCAUUGCUCAUGUUAAAAAAAGGACUUUCAAAGCUGUUUUCAGCCUCUUUAAAUAUGAACAUUUCCCGCUUUCCUGUUUUAUAUCAUAAGAAAGUGAAUAUUUCUGGAUUUUGGACUGACCAAACAAGACAUUCGAAGAACUGCCUUUGCACACGGACAACUUGGGAUGGACAUUUUUCACUAUUUUCUGAUUCUAUACAUCGAACACAAAUCAAUAAUAGAAAUAAUAGCAAGUUGCAACCUUAACCUUGUGUUAUGUAACACUCUUGCUACUGCUGGCCUAUAUCUAAGCCACCUACAUGCUGUACAAAUGUAUUUACUCAAAGGAAUUAUCUCUGUUUAAUUAUGUUAAGUAAUUCAACAGAGAUUGUGAACUAGACAUCUGCUACAAGUGUAGAACUUCUGCUACAAAUGUACAUUUCCAUACUCGUAUCAACAAAAUGCAGUCCAUCUAUAUUUGCCUCCAAUAAACCAAACACAAAUAUCCUUC
Eleginops maclovinus (Patagonian blennie) is the source of this 2678-nucleotide messenger RNA. RefSeq names its product SHQ1, H/ACA ribonucleoprotein assembly factor (gene shq1). Bases 105 to 1847 code for a protein of 580 amino acids. Gene Ontology annotation, biological process: box H/ACA snoRNP assembly. The transcript is spliced from 12 exons. The record is from RefSeq and is a predicted model, not a curated record. NCBI's taxonomy places the organism in Eukaryota, Metazoa, Chordata, Actinopteri, Perciformes, Eleginopidae. Gene Ontology annotation, cellular component: cytoplasm; nucleoplasm.